Arabis nemorensis is the source of this 882-nucleotide messenger RNA. The record is from the annotation of a GenBank genome assembly. Lineage: Eukaryota; Viridiplantae; Streptophyta; Magnoliopsida; Brassicales; Brassicaceae.
AUGUUUCGUCGCAAGCAUACCGAACAAGAGAAUAACGAGGUAGCUCUUAGAGAGGCAAAGUUUAAAGAGCUAAAGUCUCUCCUAGGUCAGUUAUAUGGAAGGAGUUCAUUAUAUUGUUCAGAUGCGUGUCUGAAGAGAUAUUUAGAAGCUAGGAAUUGGAAUGUAGACAAAGCCAAGAAGAUGCUCGAGGAGACGCUGAAAUGGAGAUCGACUUUUAAACCCGAGGAAAUCCGAUGGGAUGAAGUUUCAGGUGAAGGUGAGACCGGAAAAGUUUACAAAGCUGGAUUCCAUGACAGAAGUGGAAGAACGGUUCUUAUACUCAGACCGGGCUUACAGAACACAAAAUCGUUAGAGAACAAUAUGAAACAUUUGGUGUAUCUCAUUGAGAAUGCUAUUCUGAAUCUUCCAGAGGAUCAAGAACAGAUGUCUUGGCUUAUCGACUUCACGGACUGGACAUUAAGCACCAGUGUACCUAUUAAAUCUGCGAGAGAAACUAUAAACAUUCUGCAAAAUCAUUACCCAGAGAGACUAGCUGUAGCUUUCCUAUACAAUCCUCCAAGACUCUUUGAGGCAUUCUGGAAGAUUGUGAAGUACUUCAUUGAUGCAAAGACAUUCAUCAAGGUGAAAUUUGUUUACCCAAAGAACCCGGAAAGCGUGGAGCUUAUGAGCUCAUUUUUCGACGAGGCAAAUCUCCCAACCGAAUUUGGAGGGAAAGCUUUGCUGCAGUAUAACCAUGAAGAAUUCUCCAAGCAAAUGAACCAAGACGAUGUUAAAACUGCAAACUUCUGGGGACUAGUUCACAGUAACAAUCACCAGCAGCACGCAAGUAAAGGGUUUUCUGGAGCCGAGAUUGCUCCUGAGACAAUCCAGACCAACCCUUAA